Molecule: messenger RNA, 1541 nt
Organism: Chondrus crispus (carragheen)
Lineage: Eukaryota; Rhodophyta; Florideophyceae; Gigartinales; Gigartinaceae
Exons: 2
Coding region: 1-1380 (459 amino acids)
Source: RefSeq, a predicted model, not a curated record
AUGCCUCCAACCACCUUGUACGAGUCGCUCGACCCGCACGCGCCGUCCCGCGCGGACGUGCUAGCCGAGUACGGCUCCUUCCUAGCGCUGUCCGAGCGCCUCGUGGGCGUGUCGCUGACGCGCUACGCCCGCAUCGCGAGCCUCUCGCCGGUCGCCGUCAAGCCGUACAUGGGCGCGCUGCGCGCCUGCUUCCGCAUACCCGCCAUCGACCUGGGCUUCUCCCCGCUCAACGCACACCACCGCAGCCUGCUGCUCGUCGGCUCCUCCAUCGCCCACGGCUGCCCCUUCUGCACGGCCCACACCGCCUGCAUGGGCGACGCCCUCGCCGGCUCGCGCGUUCAGCAGAGCUUCCGCGCCGGGCACCUCCUCCCCGACGACAAGCAGGAGCACGACGAGCUCGUCUACGACCUCAUCCAGGAGGUCUGCUCCGUCCCGCCCGCGCUCACGCGCGACACUAGAGCCGCUUUCGAGAACCACUUCGGUAAGCAGGCAUACCAGGACGCGGCCGCUAUGCUCGCCUUCAUGGGCUGGCUCAAUUAUAACGUCGACGCGUUGGGCAUCACCUUGGAAAGCGAGAUCGCUCCCGUCGCACAGCUCAUCCUUGCCCCGCGGAACCUCCCCUUCAACGUCACAGACAGCAUGGCGAAAGACGACGGCAGGGCACAUAUCGGCACCGCCCGCGCGCGUGUCAUCGCCACACUCAACCCGUCCAAUCUGUGGAGCAGGACAUGGGCCCAUAUCACCAACGUGUGGGGGCUCGUCGCCCUCAUCCCGAACGUCGUCACGGCCUUGUCCACGGAAAAUUCCUGGUACAAAUCCAUUCCCAACUCAACACCCGAUAAUGUCGAGUGGCGCAAGGCCCAAUUCGGGUGCCAUAUCCGCUUUGAUGAGGAGCUGGAGAACGACGAGGUGAAACGCGCUCUCUCGUUUUGUCUCAUGGAGGGCUUCUUGAAGGACGAAAACACAUCCUUGACUCGCUUGGAGAAGUUCAAGUUGUUCUAUGUGUUUGCGAAAGGAAUGGAUAAUCCCGUUCUCAUCCAAGAUGCUAUGGCGCUUGUGUCCGCGGCGGUGGCGAAUGACAAAAAUGCUGCGGCUGAAAACAAAGCCGACCAGGCCGAGACGAACUCUGAAGCCACUCGCGAGAGCUUGGACGAUAUUGUUGCUAUUGCCGCAUCACAGACACAUCCUACUGAUGCAUUCUCAGCGGUGGCACGGGUGGUGCACCACGCCGCUGGCCCAGGAGGAAACAUCGCCAAGUCAGGAACGGUGCCUGACGUUCUGUCAUACGUCACUGAGCCAUCGGCUCAGAUGGAAAUUGUGGGCCUCAUCGGCUUGUUUGGCAUGAUGCAACGAAUGUCUGUAAUGUGUGGAGGCCGAUAAUAGACAACUCGCAAGGUUGAAAAGGGGUGCAUCCAAGGCUUUCAAAUAUCCUCGGUCAACCGAGAUCACUACCCAACAAGUUGCGGCCGGUUGAAAGGUGACGGCAAUACUACACCCUCAGCAUAUCUCAAUAACAUAUAAAAACGAUUGCGUACAUCAAA